UUCCCCAAGUGGUUAGAAGAUGAUAAUGAAGCUUUGAGUUUAGAUGGGUUUGCUUUUCUCUUGUUGGUUUCUUAUUGAGUAUGUUCUCAGCCCUGUUGGAGAUGAGAAGUGGAUUCGUUUGAGCUUUUUCAUCCAUCGUCAUAUCUUCAUACUCUGUCAAGCUUUCUCAUGGAUUGGAGUAUUUGGAGGAAAGAUGUUGGCUGUAUUAUUUUUUCCUUUCAGAAUUGUUUGGUUUCUGAGUUCCCAAGUGUCUAAAUUUUUAACGUAUCUCAGAAUACUUUUGCUUUCAAUCAACUACAGGGCUGCAGAAGUGGUUAUUAGGUGUGAAAUUCCUGAAAAUUCUAACCCAAUUCAAACAAUCAUCUUGCGUAAUUGUUAUCCAGGUGUUCUACCCACUUCACGCAAGAUGAAGAGUGUAGAAGUAGAGAGAAAUUGGUUUGAAUUGAAAGAAAGUAUCAAGGAAGAAUUAAUUGUUCAUGUGGAUGGGGAUAUGAGUGAGAAUGAGUCCUCAAUUUCUCUUCAAAGCUAUGCAUCACAAAUUACAGGAGUAGAUGCUGAGAAUGAAAGAGAUGGAUCAGAUGUCAAUAUAGAUGAAGAUGUAGACAUGGAUGAAUCUUUCUCAGAUAUUAAUAGCCCCGAGCCAAUUUUAGCAGAAGCAGCACAAAAUGAAAGAGAACUAGGAGUCAACAUGUAUGAAGAAGAUAUGGACAUGAACAAGUUUUCAUCCAGUGUUUUGAUCUCUGAAUCGAAUGAUAUGGAAGCAGAAACAGAGAAUGAAAAAGAAAACAAUCAAUCAGAUCCAUUCUAUGCUAAGUACAUUGAAAGGAUGAAAUGGUUUGAUCUACUCAAUUAUGAAAGAACCUGUGGAAUAAGUUCAAUCUUAAACAAGCAAUUGGGAACUCCAAGUUCGUUUGAGAGCAUAGAGCCUAUAGAUUUCUCUGCUCCAUUUCUCUCAUGGAGCAAAAUGGAUAGAAGAAAACUUUUAAGAAGCCUAGAAAAUGAUUUUGAGAUGGUCUAUGUGGGUCAAUCAUGCUUGUGUUGGGAGGCCCUGCAUCAUCAAUACAGAAAGGUUGAGGCACUUGCAUGUACUGGUCUCCAAAAGGGUGUCUUUUAUGAAAAUGUAGCAGGAGAAUUCCAAAAUUUUCAAGUUUUGUUAGAGAGGUUCAUGGAAUAUGAAAGUAUACAAGGCAAAAGGUUUUGGAAUUAUGUGCAGGGAAGGUUCUCACUGAAAAGUCUUCUCCAAGUUCCAGAGGUUUCAGGCUGUUCCGAGGGAGAAGAAGAAUCAAGGGAAGGGGAAGCCAUGGGAGCAAGUGAUGUGCUAGAAACCAUAGAGAAGUCCAUUAUGACAUUUUCAAAUUUUAUAGCACAGACAAUAAGAAAUCAUGGUGGAAAUUUAGAAGUUAUCUGUGGAGUCAUCAACCAGUGGAAGAUCCAAAAGACUUGGAGCUUUUAUUUGAACUCACAAAGCUACUUCAAAAAAAGGAAUUAUACCUGAAGGAUCUGCAGAGGAAAAAGAAAUGCUGGUUGAAAAGAGCUAAGCUAGUUGAACAUAAUCAAAGAAGGGAGACUCUUUUUAGCAUGAUAGACAUGAAACUCAUAUCAAGAGUGCUUCAAAUGUCCAUCAUUUCCACUGCUCAACUUAAAUGGUGCCAAGAGAAGCUGAACAGUAUAGACUUCACAGAAGGAAAAGUUAUAAGAGCUUGGACUAAUUGCUUUUUCCCACCUUCUUAAGGACUCCUAAUUGAAAUUUUCUAGUUUUUAGCUUGUAGAAACUGCAUGUAUUCUCAUUAAGUUGUUUCUUGAAUCAGGAAGUGAUGUCUACUUUGAACAAUUGGAUAAGAAUUUGACAGAUUUGUAUAAAUAA
Macadamia integrifolia is the source of this 1864-nucleotide messenger RNA. RefSeq lists its product as uncharacterized. The transcript is spliced from 4 exons. The record is from RefSeq and is a predicted model, not a curated record. Bases 44 to 1495 code for a protein of 483 amino acids. Lineage: Eukaryota; Viridiplantae; Streptophyta; Magnoliopsida; Proteales; Proteaceae.